AUUUCCUUGAAAUAUUCUAGAAUACCUCUCAUUUUUAAAACCCUCUCCAUAGAAAAAAAGAAAAGAAAAAAAAGUUAUCGUGGAGUAAAUCGGUGGAAAGACCACGAAAGGGGGUUUGGAAAUCUCCUCUGCAGAGGUUGAACCUUGCCUUCCCUGCUAGGUGGCUUCUUUUGUUUUGUUUUUGCUUCGCUUUGCUUUUUCUUUGUGGCUUUCUCCUACUUGGCACCGAGGGAAUUUGCUGCAUUUGUCCCUCGCAGAAUCAGUCACGCCGUCCCUAGGUUCACGCUGAGGAUCUGCAAAGUUUUCCGAGCCGAAGGGAGUCACUUUCACAGCGUGUGUGGGGGUGGCGGGGAGAGAGUAGGGGUAUCAGAAGCAAUAGGGUCCCUGCCUCCAAGCCGCAGUGCUGCUCUCCUCUGCCGAGCACUUGCAGACUCUGCAAUUAACCGGGCAGGCAGUGAAUUAAAUCUUUGUAAAGCCUACCGAGCGGGGGUUCCUGCGAGCUCCUUCCCAAUCGGUCACGGGCGGCUGGGAUAACAACAGAAACAAGUAGCAAGAGCGAGAGAAAAGCGGGGAGCCCCGCCGGCCGCCUCAGGAUCGCCGAGUCCCCCCCCGCCCCCGCUCGGUGCCAGUGCUCCCGCCGGCGGCCGAUGGACAACCUCGGCGGGGCCCGGCCGCUGCGGCUGCUCCUGCUCCUGGCGCUGCUGCCACGCGCGCUCUGCGGCCAAGAUCUUUCAAUGGAAGAAUGCUGUGACAAGGGUAUUGAAUGGGCAAACAAAAACAGAAUAUGUACUUCCCUACCAUUAAUUUCCGAGUCAAGAGAAUGCAGCAUGACUCAGGUACAGUGCUGCCGCAGCAAGUUGGAGGAGCACUACUGUUCAGAUGGGAUCGAAUUUGCCAAUGUGCAUGAAGAGUGUGACUCACAUACUGGUGAAAAUUCCACCUGCAAAGCUGAAUAUUUUAAGAAAUGUUGUUACUGUUGUUUGCUGGGAAAGACUGCCCAAGUUCAAGGACAGAGUUGUGAACCCAACCUGAAGAUAGGAUACCAAUGUGGAAUCGUCUUCAGAGCUUGUUGUGUGAAGGGGCAUGAAGGCACUGAUGUGUCCAUCAGUGAUGAUGCUCCUAAAAAGGAACCAGUUGAAAUUUCAAAGGAGGAACUAGACCAAGAAGAUCCUUAUCUGCAUGAUGGCUGCAGAGGAAUAUUAAAAGCUUCUAAUAUUGAUUUAUUUCUGAAUGAGACCAGAAAAAAUGUUUUCUUCAUGAUGAACCAAAUUCUGUGUGGUGGUCCCUGCUCUCAGCAGUGCAGAGACACAGGAUCCAGUUAUGUCUGCUCCUGCUUUGUUGGGUAUCAGCUUCAACCAGAUGGUGUCAACUGUGAAGAUAUUAAUGAGUGUAUCACUGGUACACACAGCUGUGGGAUUGGACAAACUUGUGUCAAUACAUUAGGAUCCUUUCGCUGUCAGCGGGACACGAGCUGUGGAACUGGUUAUGAACUAACUGAUGACAGUCGUUGUAAAGAUAUUGACGAAUGUGAGACUGGUACUCAUAACUGCCCCCCCGAUUUUAUCUGUCAGAAUACUCCAGGAUCUUUCCGUUGCCGACCCAAGCUACAGUGCAUGAAUGGGUUUAUACAAGAUGCUCUAGGCAACUGUAUUGAUAUCAAUGAAUGCCUGAGCACCAACAUGCCAUGUCCAGCUGGGCAAAUAUGCAUUAACACUGAUGGCUCAUACACCUGCCAGCGAAUCUCACCCAGCUGUGGCCGAGGGUAUCAUCUUAAUGAAGAUGGAACAAGAUGUGUAGAUGUGGAUGAAUGCUUAUCUUCCAAUCAGCCAUGCGGCGAAGGACAUGUUUGUAUAAAUGCCCCAGGCAAUUAUCGCUGUGAGUGCAAAACUGGCUAUUCUUUUGAUGUCAUCAGUAGAACUUGUGUCGAUAUCAAUGAAUGCAGACGCUAUCCAGGCCGUCUUUGUGCUCACAAGUGUGAGAAUACUCCUGGUUCCUACUACUGCACUUGUACCAUGGGAUUCAGGCUUUCAACUGAUGGCAGGUCAUGUGAAGAUUUAAAUGAGUGUGAGAGCAGCCCCUGUAGUCAAGAGUGUGCCAAUGUGUAUGGCUCCUAUCAGUGUUACUGCCGUCGUGGCUUUCAACUUAGUGACAUAGAUGGGAUUUCAUGUGAAGAUAUUGAUGAAUGUGCUUUACCUACUGGAGGUCAUAUCUGUUCCUUUCGAUGUAUUAAUAUUCCUGGGAGCUUUCAGUGUACUUGUCCCUCCACCGGUUACAGGUUGGCACCAAAUGCACGCAACUGCCAAGAUAUUGAUGAGUGUGUUGCAGAAAUCCACAACUGCUCUUUCAAUGAGACCUGCUUUAAUAUCCAGGGGGGCUUUCGCUGUCUGUCUUUGGAAUGUCCAGAAAAUUACCGCAAAUCUGGAGAUACUGUCAGACUUGAAAAGACAGAUACUAUCCGUUGCAUUAAGUCUUGUCGACCAAACGAUGUCAACUGUGUGUUGGAUCCAGUCCACACAAUUUCCCACACUGUCAUUUCACUACCCACAUUCAGAGAAUUUACAAGACCUGAAGAGAUUAUUUUUCUUCGUGCCAUCACACCUACAUAUCCAGCCAACCAGGCAGAUAUCAUAUUUGACAUAACAGAAGGAAAUUUAAGAGAUUCCUUUGAUAUCAUCAAGCGUUACAUGGAUGGUAUGACAGUGGGUGUCGUGCGCCAGGUGCGGCCCAUUGUUGGACCUUUCCAUGCCAUCCUGAAACUGGAGAUGAACUACGUCAUGGGCGGGGUGGUAUCCCAUCGUAAUAUUGUCAAUGUUCACAUCUUUGUCUCCGAGUACUGGUUCUGAGAGAGCUUUUAAAAUCCCGGACAAGGAAGCUGCUCCAACCUAAGUCAUCACCACAAACUAUUAUGUCAUAUACUUGUUUGUAAGACCCAAUAGUGUUUUUUUGUUUGUUUGUUUGUUUUGUUUUGUUUUGUUUGUUUUUUAAUAUUUGUUUUAUAGUUUAAGACAAAUAACAAGCUAUUAUGUUGAUUAAACAUAGGGUGGGGCAAAUUAUGUGACCUGAUUUAGAUGUGUGUAUAUAUAAGUAGUUUGUAAAAGUGUUCAACUGCCUAGAUACAUUUAAAACUUUUCUAAAUGUUUAGGCAGGUCUUAACUAUUGCUCCUUGGCCUGAUAAACAAAGCAACUGAGGAUGUGGAACAAAAUACAUGUCAGAAUUCACUGGGAUGAAUAUAUGAUAUCUUUGCAUAGAAUAAGUUUGGUAAGGGCUAGUUAUUUUACCACGAUGUGUGUUACAUUAAAGGAGUUAGAUUGUCAGGAAGUGCUGAAUAUUCACUUUUAGGCUCCAGUAGGAUAACUCUGAAUAGGCAUCCAUAAUUACUAAUCACUUCUGAAAAGUUUAGCAUUGAUAUUUAAAAAGAGUCAUCCAGCUAUGGCUACAAGAGGAAGUACAAAAGAAAUCAGAAAUAGGAGGAGACAAACAAGCUGUUGCACCUGUUAAAAAUUACUCAUUUUUUGUACUUGUUAUUUAAAUUUAAAAUUAUGUUUGAUUCUAAUUAAACAAAUACCUCUCUCUGAAA
Oxyura jamaicensis (ruddy duck) is the source of this 3578-nucleotide messenger RNA. RefSeq names its product fibulin 1 (gene FBLN1). The transcript is spliced from 18 exons. The coding region runs from base 648 to 2843 and encodes 731 amino acids. Gene Ontology annotation, biological process: extracellular matrix organization. Gene Ontology annotation, molecular function: peptidase activator activity; calcium ion binding. NCBI's taxonomy places the organism in Eukaryota, Metazoa, Chordata, Aves, Anseriformes, Anatidae. Gene Ontology annotation, cellular component: extracellular region. The record is from RefSeq and is a predicted model, not a curated record.